GCAGCAGCGGCAUCCAGAAGCGGAUCUUCUCCGACGAGCUCUGCCAGGCCAGGCAGUGCAUCAAGCAGUCCAAACAUGAUCUCCAGACACGCGCCUGCCUCAAGAACGGGCACGCCGGCAUCAUGCGGCAGGGAGAGCCACCUGACAUGGACUUGCUGUCGCCGACGGCGCGGCUGGCGUUUCUCAUGGCGCCGCAGCGCCCAUUGGAGCCAAAUGAACAGUGGAGCAUUUUCACCGACGGGUCCUUCCAUGCCUCCUCGCCCGACGAUUCUGGCUGGGCGCUGACUGUCGUCUCGGAAGUGGGAAACGACAGGUUCGCUUUCAGGGGCUAUCACGCCUCCAAAGUCAGGACGCCGACGACACAGACGCUCUUCAGCUCAGUUGGAUCGUCCACCUCGUGCGAGCUGGCAGCUAUCUUGUGGGCUGUGGUUUUGGCGCAUGAGCUCACUGACCAGCCCGUGACCAUCCAUACAGACAGCACUGCUGCGAUUGCUUCCAUACAAAGAGCCGUAGCCGUCGAAGGAGACGUGGACAAUUACAUCGCGGCCACCAUAAACUACCUGAAUCAGGUCGGCCACCAGCAGUGCACUUUCGUGCACGUCAAGGGCCAUGAUAAGCAGCCUUGGAACGAACUUGCCGACUCGCUAGCACGAGCCGCAUCAUGCAAUAAAGUUGACACCAUGCCGACUCUCAGCACGGAUUGUCUGCAGCACACCACCACGAUGGACUGGGAAUGGCUGUGGCAUGCGCCGCAGCAGGUUCAGGAAGCUUACCCCCCGCACUACUGCGUGGAGGCCGACCGUAGCACGAUGCACUACUUCAAGGUGGCAUACAACACACCACAGGUGGAGGUCCACACCAUGAGCGAGCAGCCAGAAGCAGCGCGACAAAGCGGUCAAGCUAAGUUGGUAUCGCUGGCAACUGCCACAUACAAUGUCCAGACGCUCCGGGACCAGCAGGACACCGCUCCGGGCGAUUUGGCCAACCUUUAUGCGUUGCAGUUCUCCCAAGACCAUAUACACCUGGUUGGGCUGCAGGAGACGCGGAGGCCAGCAGGUAGAGGCGCAGGACAUGGUUACGUACAGCUAUGCGGGGGGGCACAGCAAGGGCAUGGAGGAUGCGAGCUCUGGAUUAACACCCGGAUCCCCAUUGCCACACACAACGACCGGCAGAUAUUCCUGCAAGAGCGAGACGCGCACAUUCUGGAGCGGGAUCCGCGGCGCUUGCUUGCCAGGAUCAAGAACCACAUCAUUGACAUUACUGUCUUUGUUUUCCACGCGUUGGACAUGUCCUACGACUUAUCUGAUCGACGGGCGUGGUGGGAUACGACAGGAGACUUGGUUGCCCGCUGGAGGCCAAAGAUACUGCUGGCCGACACGAAUGCGCAGCUGGGAGAUACCACUUCCUGGGCGGUCGGCGACCGAGGGUGGGCACAGGCCCAAAACUCCAAUGGAGAUUGCCUGCAUGCGCUUCUUCUUGAACACGGAUUGCAGGCGCCAGGCACUUUUCGAGACGAUCGUUGUGGAUACACGUGGCAAGACACCAAGUCCAGAAACAGGAUCGACUACAUCAUGUGCCCUGCCGACAUGGCUCAGUGCAUCAAGGAAUACCGCGUCGACCACGCCUUCGACGCCAGCAGGGAGCACCUGGACCACACGCCUGUGAUAUGCAGGUUUCAGUGGUACGACGUGGAACAUCCCAAGAGAGGACCGCCGUCUUACAACCGCGCCCGGUUGGAGGACCCUGAGGCGGUAGCCCAUUUUGGUCAGCUCCUUGAGGGGCACCGUCCCGCAGCGUGGCACGAGGACAUUAAUCCCCAGAUCCAAAACGACACCAGCUUCAUCCUGACAUGCGCCCAGAAGGCUUUCCCCUUCAGCGCGAAGACGCCCAUACAGCCAUACAUCACCUGCGGCACCAUGGAGCUGAUAGCUGUUCGGCGCCGUGUCCGACGCACGCUGCGGCAGAUGCAUGAUAUACGUGAUCCGAGCUUGCUGCAGGACUGGCACCGUGAUGCGCUCGACUAUCUAGCCCUGGACCUGCUCUCCGAAGCGGAUGGCGACUCCAAUGUACACGCUCACUACAUCGUUCAACAAGCGAGGGAACACAUGUGGCAGGUCUGCUACGAGAAGUGGUUCAUGGACGUACUGGAUUUCAUGCGCGCCACGGCCAGUUCACGGCCCCAAGUACCGACGGGCUUCCUGAUGACCUGCUACGCGUUCAACCCGAGCGACGCGCGAAGAUAUUACACCCUGCCUUUGCCAAGGAAAGCUGGGCAGAGAUCGCAGAAUCGAGCGAUUGCCUUGUGUCCGGUCUUGGCCAAACAUCACAACGCCUAUCUCCGAUCACGCCUCCUGAGGAUCAUGGGAGUGGCUACGAUGGCAAGCCAGUGCGGCGGCAUUCACCGCAGAGGUACAGAUACCGCGGCGCACCAGAUCCGGAGCAUGGUGGCCAUGGCGAAGGCGAUGCGACGUACAGCCAUCACUGUAUACGUUGAUUUGGUAGCCGCUUUCUACCGCGUGGUUCGGCAUUUAGCACUACCCAUACAGACCGACGUGGAGGAGGCCAGAGCCAUCGUUGACUCCAUGGAGGUACCAAUUCUCUUUGAGGACGCGCUGAUUCAGGCCAUGGCCGGGAGGCCUAUCAUUGCAGACAUUUUGCAAAACAGCCAUGCCCUGGAACAGCUCACGGAUGUGUACCACGACACUUGGUUUGAAGUGCUGCAAGUAACUGACAAGGCACAAACCUACGUUGGCUCCCGUCCAGGAGAUACCAUAGCGAAUGAUACGUUCAGCGUGGUCUUUGCCAAGCCGAUCAAAGAAAUUGAGUUGCAGCUGCAGGCGGCAGGCCUUGCAUGGGAGGCCACGGCCGAUCGACGAGCAUUUCGCCGUGAAGAUGAGACCCUACCAGACUCCACGGCCAGCUACGUGGACGACUUGGCUGCCCAAGCUUUCGUCGACCCUCCGGAGGCGAUCGCCAAAACCAAGAUCAUGAUCGACAUUGUCAUCGUAUCGUCGAUGAGGCACGGCAUGCUGCUCAAUUUUGGGCCACAGAAGACGGCCGUGCAGUUUGCCAUUUUCGGGGAAGGGGACGCCGCCCUCAAGACCGAGCUCGCCGGAAUGGACUUCAAGAUCCACCCUCUCCGGCAUGCAGGAGACGUCCCCGUGGUGCUGCAUUACUGCCACCUGGGCGGCCAAGUCACUGGCACAGGCGCAAUGCUCCCAGAGGUGAAGGCGAGGGCUGCCAUGGCUAGGGCGGCGGACAGACCGAUCAACAAAACAAUAUGCAAGAUACGCGGCUACACAAUCAAGCAAAAGGUCCAGUACAAGGACUCCCUGUCCCUGAGCAGGCUCAAGUACAACGCGCAAGUGUGGAAUCCCUUGGAGCCUGCUGCCAUGGACGCCUUCAGGAAAGUAUAUUCUGAAAUAUACCGCGGCGCCGUUGGCAGGCCCAGGCGGCAUGGCAACACCACCUCGAAUUCCGAGGUGCUGGCCAUGGCCGCUCGACCCGCACCUGAAGAUUUUCUCCGGCACGCUCGGCUAGUCCACUUGGCGCGGCUCAUGGACACUGCUACUCCUGCCCUGCGGGCCAUGCUGGAUGAGCUCAGCAGCACCCCUGGUAGCUGGUCGCACGAACUCAGGCUGGAUCUUCAAUGGAUGCUGCCGUUUCUUGACAUUGACGCAGACCCCCGGUUUGAGCAGCGGGUGGACAUGGUGCA
Molecule: messenger RNA, 3715 nt
Organism: Prorocentrum cordatum
Lineage: Eukaryota; Dinophyceae; Prorocentrales; Prorocentraceae
Source: the annotation of a GenBank genome assembly